Molecule: messenger RNA, 2587 nt
Organism: Cyclopterus lumpus (lumpfish)
Lineage: Eukaryota; Metazoa; Chordata; Actinopteri; Perciformes; Cyclopteridae
Gene: metrn
Product: meteorin, glial cell differentiation regulator
Exons: 4
Coding region: 203-1117 (304 amino acids)
Biological process (GO): positive regulation of axonogenesis; glial cell differentiation
Molecular function (GO): hormone activity
Source: RefSeq, a predicted model, not a curated record
UUGAGAGGAGAGAGUAGAAAGUUUAGCAGUAUUCUCUUAUCUUACACAUCAGGGUAAGAGGAUACUAAACUAUGGAGGUUAUCAGAGACAGAGUCAGAUUUGUUUUAUAGAGGGUUUUAUUCGCAUAGGUUUAGGCUUUUUGGAACUAUCUUUUUCUAACGUUUUCUCUCUUUUUAAAAAUUUGCAUCACCCACUGUUGAAAAUGGCUUGUUUCUUGGUUUGGAUUAACGCAAUUUGGAUUGUACUUUUUGCCAUGUUUGACGCGGCUUGUUCAAGCUAUUCUGAAGACCAGUGCAGCUGGAGAGGCAGUGGUUUAUCCCAGCAGCAGGGCAGCGUGGAGCAGAUCUCCCUCCACUGCUCUGAGGGCACACUGGACUGGCUGUAUCCCAAAGGGGCCCUGCGCCUCACCCUGUCACCCCGCCUGCCCUCUGUGGCGGUGGGACCCGGCGGCAGCAGCUCGGGCCUCAUCACGGCCUGCGUCAAGCCUUCUGAGCACUUCCACGGAGCCCAGCUCUACCUGGAGCGAGACGGCGUCCUCGAGCUCCUGAUAGGGGACCGUCUGGAGUCCUCUCCCCCACCGAGGGUUCGCUGCUUCAGUCGCCUGCCUGGCGAAAAGGUGGCUCUCUUCCUUCAAGCGACACCUCAUCAGGACAUCAGCAGGAGGAUCGCCUCCUUUCGAUACGAGCUGAGAGGGGACUGGACCGCUCGCCUGUCACUCGACUCCAACCCCAUCAGCAGUGAAGAGGCCUGCAGACCCUGCAACAACACUGAGAUUCUGAUGGCUGUUUGCACCAGUGACUUUGUUGUGCGAGGUAACAUCCGAUCAGUGGUGGAAGACGAUAACCUAAGAGCAGCGGUGAUCAAGGUCAGCGCCACCCGGGUGUUUCGUCAGAAGUACGCCCUGUUUACUGGCAACAGUCGCCUGAGCAGACGGGGGGAGGUCAGGACUCUGCUGCAGUGUGGCGUCAAGCCGGGGCCCGGCAGCUUUCUCUUCACUGGUCGGGUCCACUUUGGGGAGGCCUGGUUGGGCUGCGCGCCCCGCUACAAGGACUUCCAGCAGGCUUACACUAUAGCCAAAGCAGCCCAGCAGAUACCCUGUGAACUGCCCGUUGACUGAGUUAGAAAACUCGGCAGCAGCUCGUCUACUACCACUCAGAGGGGAGGCCGCACUCAGCCCUGUUCCAUGUUUUGGAAGAAGCCAUGGUGUCCCAACUGGUGGCCGAUGCAGCCAUGGCGCCACCAACGACUUCCCAAAGGCCUGAGGAGUGAAAUGGACUUUUCCCAACACCAUUUCAGUGCAAUAUGCAGUCACCGGGUCCGAAAGAACCUGGUGAAGUUGUGACAUGAGGGACAUGGUUUAAAUGAAGAAAAUAAGCAUUUGGCAUUAGACAGUUUUGACACUCAGGGAUGCCAUUAUGCAGGUUCAGAGAAAAUCUAUUGAAAAGCUUUCCUUUCGGGAUAAAUUAAGUCAAGUCAUUAAUUGUGGCCUAUUAAGAGUCCCUGCUUUGAAACUCAGGAACAGUUCUCUAGAAAGCUUACUGCCUUGGUAUCCCAGUGAGGAAAGAACUAAGGCACCUAUUUGUUCAGUGAAUGUCAGCUCAUGGGAAAGUAUUUUUUUGCUGGCUACCCCUGUACUGAGCUCAUCCUCAGUGUUACUAUUAUUAAAGAGAUUAUUAACAAAAAGUCCUUACAAAAUGAAAUGUAAAAAAAAAAAUUAUAUAUAUUUGCACUGAUAACGGAAAGGGAAUGAUCUGGAAAGUGUGAUGCUGCAAGCACUGGAAACCAAAUAAAAAGCAACUAUAUGUAGCAUAGCGGAGCAAUUAAGAAUUAUAAUAUAUGUACAGAUAACGUGAGCACGUACAGUAGUGACACAACGCCGAGGCUCCCUGAGCAGCUCAAACUAGUGCUGAGAGCACUUUCAUAUGCGAGCCAACUCUGAGAUUUUGCUUCUGUUCGGAGACGCAGGUUUUCAGGAGGCCUGUAUUACAGUUCAUUUGAGUAGCCAUGCAAUAUUUCUGCAAAACGGAACUAAUUGGACUGCAUUUUAUUUAACAAAAAUAAUUAUCCGAAAAUAUGUUGGAGUGGAAUUGCAGCAGUGUUGCCAAAGUGGUUAUAAAUUGUAUUGCUUCCAAGUCACUCUCUGCUCUCUGCUGAUGUCGUCACAUAUUAUCACACAAGAUAUUCAACUGUGUAUCAUCACUAAAACUGUCAACAACAGUCAUUUAUAACAUCAGUCCAGUGCUGUUAUGAGAUAUAACAAGGGGGAUAUGGAUAACACUGGACAAUGGCUCGCUCAAGAGAAACACAAAUAUAUACAUUCAGUGUUAAAAUGAUUCAUAUUUAAUGUGCACUAUAUCAACAAGGGGAGGUGUUCAUACCAAGUAUAAGUAUAUCUUAAAUGUAUACGCUGACAUUUUUGCCAUUUAUUUUGUAUGUACAUUUAUGUUAAUAACAAUGGGAAUGUAAAUAUGUUGAUAAGAAAUUCUAGAAACCACAGCAUAAAAAGAAGUCUGUAUAAAAAAAGCAUUGUAUUGUGGAUUAUAUUUGUGUUUGUCUGUGUUAUUAAAAUAUACUGUGAGAAAACACU